AUGUUGAGGUGCAAACCGGCAUUAAUCCCCACAAAAUUACUUGUGGCGGUCACCUUGGCGACCAUAUUCAUUGUGGCACGGCCAACCAUCCAGCGGACGGUUUCUCUUCGAAACAAUUUAAGCGACAAAAUACUGAUAGUGCAUUGUCAAUCCGGCUACACUAAUUUUCGUGCUCGAACUGUCGACGUUGAAUCCAACAUCUCGUGGAUUAAUUCGGACGACAUUACUGCGAUGUUUUUACAGUGUCGUCUCGCGGUGGAAUAUAAGCGUCUUACAUUCGACGCAGACAUUGGAGGUCAUGAUCAUAUGGAGUGGUCUAUCCGGGAUGACGGGGUCUAUCUGGUGACCGGGGAUGGUAACGUAGAAUCUGCACCGCGAGAAAAGUGGGAAUUGAUCGACCGGCGGUGGUGGUAA
This is a messenger RNA of Linum tenue, 414 nucleotides long. The record is from the annotation of a GenBank genome assembly. NCBI's taxonomy places the organism in Eukaryota, Viridiplantae, Streptophyta, Magnoliopsida, Malpighiales, Linaceae.